AUGGGUCUUGGCCGCGGUCCGGUGAAACACGACCGUGCUGAAACCAUGGUUUCCCGCGAUCCAAAAGGAUGGACCCGCGGUGAUCAGAUUUCUGACACCGAAUUACCAAAGAGAAUGAUAGCUGCUGGAGCUGAGCCUUGGGGGCAGAGGGUUAUUACGUAUCAGAAAUUCAGCAUUAUUCAAGAUCUUGUAUCGGCUUUGGAUGAUGAAGAAAUCAAAUUUAUCCGCGAAUCGCCUCUUGGUAAAUUGCUCGACAUUCCCACUAUGCCGGCUUGGUCGGGGACCUUUGGGUUGUUUCUAUUAUCGCGUGCUCGAGAUAUAGAUGAGGCUUGCGAGGAUCCUGUCAAUAGUAUUAUUCGUCCCGAGAUUGUGUUCGAUCCGGAGGAAGAAGAUCUGAGUUGGGAAUAUGAUCAUGUUGACCCCGUGGUGGAUAACAUGCUCAAACUCAUUUCACAGGAGUUCAAGUUCGAAGACGAUAUGUUUGUUGGAGGCAGGAUUCCAUCUCAAAUAGCUGGCAAAGAUAAGAAGAGGCGAGAGAACAACAAGGUGCUUAUUCAGGCGUUGACAAAAUGGUUUACCGAUAAUACUGUUGUCGAGGAAAGAGUUAUAUCUCAGUCAACUACGCAACAAUCAAGUUCUGGAGGGGAGAGUGCUGAAAACGCGGCUAAGGACAACAAUGCAGGAAUACCAGACAAUGGGAACGGUCACAAACAGCCAAACCAAACAACUCAAGCUGGAGAGCAUGGCGAGCGAAUAGAAACUCCCACGGUGGUUGCAGGUGUUGCAAACACAGUUGUUACUAGCAAAGGCGUUCUCGACGAUGGCCAGCCAAAGGAAUCUAAUCAAUGUAACGAAGAUACUGACCAGCCGCUCCACACUGCCUGCGAUGACUAUCCCAGUACGCGGAAUCCAUCUUCUCCUCUGCAGUCAGGAUCACUUUCGGUUGAUGAGAUCACCGCUUAUUAUGUUCAGGACGAAUUAUUGGAUGAAGUGCCACUCUCAUCUCAGAAGUCAUUGCCAAGCUCCAAGAAAGCUCAUGCGUUUGGGGUAUCUCUCGGGGUGGAGGCGCGGGUGAACCCACUCUCUGAUGAACCUCUGUGCCAAAUGAUGGUUGGUGGUUUGGUCACUGCUGGGUUGGGAGCAGGGUUGAGUACGUUAUCUGAUGAACUGCCGAGCAAGCAAACAGAUAUUGAUUCACCGUAUCAGAAUGCCGAGCCGAUGAAUGAAGGCAACAGGGAACAAGGGGAGAAUCCGAUUACCCAGUCCAAUCUAUUUGAAGACUCCGUGGCUGACCCUGGUCUGAAUUGUUGGGCAAUGGUGGUUUAUCAGGUUGCUGGUGGCAGAGAAGCCAUACCUCUCCCAGGACUGAUGAGUGAGGCAGUUAAUGAACACACUAGGAAAAGCAAACGGCCACGUGUUGUCUCGUCGAGGAUUGACGACCGUUACCAAUGCGACAAAAGAUUGACGAUCUUGAUCGGUCAAGAAACAGAGGUAGAAGUCACAAAAGCGAGGAAAUUGGAUGAGAAGGUCAUGGACGGCCUGAUCCAGUUCUCUCGCCACAUGUUGAGAGUGGACAUGGCGGAUGGUGUGGGCUUGAGGGUUGACCUACUUGACACGGAGUUUGUUGUCCAGCUAACGAACUUAUUCCCAAGGUUCUCAAAAACCGAAGAUCAAGGUUCAUUUGUUUUCCCCAAGGCCGUCGUAGGCAUGAUAAACGGCGAAGACGAUUCUGAUCGUGUUCAGCUCUAUGAAGAAGCCGAAUUCGUUUACAUGCCUUUUAACUUUGACCAGCGUCACUGGGUCACGCUUGCUGUCGACCUGAAAGGCAAAAGGAUCCAAAUUUUGGACUGCAAUGUUGCUUUGCUGAACGACAACCGACUUACCAAUGAGCUUCAACGAAUAGCAAAAAUGCUCCCUUACCUUUUCAAAGGGGUUAGCGCCAACGAGGGGAUGAGCCAAGUGGAGUUAUCACCUUUUGCCAUUGAAAGAGUGAGUGGAAUUCAUCAAAUAUCAUCUCCCUUUGAUUCUGGUAUGUAUUCCAUUUUCCUGCUCCAGACACACGCUGUUGGCGGUUUAGAAGGCUGCAGGCAGUUCGGUGUUUUGCUGUUGGAGUCGGAGACAAAGAAGAUGAUCGUGUCCUUAAUCAGGCACUAUGCUGUGUAA
This is a messenger RNA of Eutrema salsugineum, 2163 nucleotides long. RefSeq lists its product as uncharacterized. Gene Ontology annotation, molecular function: cysteine-type peptidase activity. The transcript has 10 exons. NCBI's taxonomy places the organism in Eukaryota, Viridiplantae, Streptophyta, Magnoliopsida, Brassicales, Brassicaceae. The record is from RefSeq and is a predicted model, not a curated record. Bases 1 to 2163 code for a protein of 720 amino acids. Gene Ontology annotation, biological process: proteolysis.